Molecule: messenger RNA, 654 nt
Organism: Ustilaginoidea virens
Lineage: Eukaryota; Fungi; Ascomycota; Sordariomycetes; Hypocreales; Clavicipitaceae
Exons: 2
Coding region: 1-654 (217 amino acids)
Biological process (GO): transcription by RNA polymerase II
Cellular component (GO): nucleus
Molecular function (GO): transcription coactivator activity
Source: RefSeq, a predicted model, not a curated record
AUGGCGGGCAAGAAGGGAGAAAACAGCAAAAAGGCCGCGGGGAAUGCCCGCAAGGCCGAGGCGGCUUCGCAAAAGGCAGCAGCGGCCGAGGCCAGACACGAAGCCGACGAGGCAGAGCAGUGGGCAAAGGGCGCCAAGAGCAAUGCUAAAAAGGAAGCCGAAGCUGCCAAAAAAGCCGACCUGGCCAAGAAAAAGGCCGAAAAGGACGCUCUUCUGAAGGAAGAGGAAGCCAGCUUGGGGGAACGGGCCGAACCCAAAAAGUCAAAGGCCGCCGUCAAGAAGUCGCGCGGCCUGGAUCUCUCGCAGCUCGAUGGCGACGCGCCGUCCGCCCUCAGCGCGAGCGGCAUCGACAACGCGCUCGACGCCCUGUCGCUGGCGACCGGCUCGGACGAUUCCAAGAUCGACAAGCACCCCGAGAGGAGGUUCGCGGCAGCCUACGCCAAGUAUGAAGAGCGCAGGCUGGCCGAGAUGAAGGCGGACGGGAGCGGCGUCGGUUUGCGGCUGGACCAGCGCAAGCAGAGGAUCAGGAAGGAGUUUGACAAGAGCCCAGACAACCCGUUCAACCAGGUCACGGCUGCCUACAAUGCCACACGCCAAGAGUUGGAAAUGGUCAAGGAGGACGAAAGGUCCAAGAUUGAGAGGCGUCUAGGCUAG